GAAGUGGCGGCGGCGGCGGCGGCCGGGGGCGGCGAAUGUUGGGUCCGCGCGGGCGGUAGGCAACGGCUGAGGCGGCGGCGGCGGCGGCGGCGGCGUGGGCUGGGCUCGAGCGGGCGGCGGCACCUUAGACUCCCGGGCGCGGGAGCCCACGCGGGCGGGCGCCUGAAACAAAGGGAAGCGAGAGUCAGGGCGCCGCGGGUGGGCGGUCAGUCGGUCAGCGCGGAGCCGGCCAGCGGUGCCCGCGGAAGCCUGGAGCCCGGCGGCCGGCGCGGCCUCAGGGCGGGAAGAUGCCGCGCGUCGUGCCCGACCAGAGAAGCAAGUUCGAGAACGAGGAGUUCUUCAGGAAGCUGAGCCGCGAAUGUGAGAUUAAGUACACGGGCUUCAGGGACCGGCCCCACGAAGAGCGCCAGGCGCGCUUCCAGAACGCCUGCCGCGACGGCCGCUCGGAAAUCGCUUUUGUGGCCACAGGAACCAAUCUGUCUCUCCAGUUUUUUCCGGCCAGCUGGCAGGGAGAACAGCGACAAACACCUAGCCGAGAGUAUGUCGACUUAGAAAGAGAAGCAGGCAAGGUAUAUUUGAAGGCUCCCAUGAUUCUCAAUGGAGUCUGUGUUAUCUGGAAAGGCUGGAUUGAUCUCCAGAGACUGGAUGGUAUGGGCUGCCUGGAGUUUGAUGAGGAGCGAGCCCAGCAGGAGGACGCCUUAGCACAGCAGGCCUUUGAAGAGGCCCGAAGAAGGACACGUGAAUUUGAAGACCGAGACAGGUCUCAUCGGGAGGAAAUGGAGGUGAGAGUUUCACAGCUGCUGGCAGUAACUGGCAAGAAGACAACAAGACCCUAGUCCUGGUUCCAGUUUAGGUGGUGGUGAUGACCUCAAACUUCGCUAAUUGGUGGCACAAAAGAUGUGACCCCAUCUUUACAUAUUCAUUGUUUCUAGUCUGCAGAAAUAAUUAAUUAAGACCAGAAACUGUGAUAACUGGAGGUACUACGGUUUAUUUCUCAACCUUAGGCAGUAACAAGACAUCACAAACUGCCAUGGUUUUGCACUAUAAUACCUGCAUUUCUAAUUUUGUAUGCAUGUAGCCAGUAAUAAUUUGAAAUUUUUUUCUAUGCAAGCUUACCUUGUUGGCAUUAUUUUAGUGAGUUGAAACUAUCCACUUGUAAAACUUUGUUUUCCCUUCAUUUUAAUUUAAAAGUUCAUGUCAUUUUUAAAAAGUCAAGAAAUUGAAAUUUUUACCAGAGGGUUUUUUCCCCCUAAUCAGUUGCUCUAGUUUUUUUGUUGUUGUUUGGUUUUUUUCAGUUUUAGAUGUAUUGGUUAUACAGCUUCGUUUUAGAUAAACAUUCUUGGCUUUUUGUUUUGUUUCCCCUGUUUCCUUUUGUGUUUUUAUAGUUUAUGGCAUUUUAAAACUGCUGAUGGUUUGCAUUAUUUACAAGCUAAAAACCUUGUAGCAUAGAGCUGUCUGCCAUGCCUUCUAACAAAAAGUUUACAGUUGUUAAAGUUGCAGUAUCCUUUUAAAUGUUGAUAAUCAGCUCCUUUUCUUUCCUUUUUAAACAAAAAAAAUUUUAAUUGGUAUUAACUCUAGUCUGCCCCAGAUCGUUUUAGAUUCUGUUCUAUAAUCAUGAGUUUGUAUGGAGAUAUUCUCAAUAUUCUACUGAAAUGCCUAAAGAAGUCACAGGCUGGCUUCUGUUUUAUUCAGGGAUUUUUUUUUUUUAAGUCAAUAAGAAAAGGGAUACUGGAGCUUCUUCAUGUAUGUAACAGCAUAUUAAACUGGAGACAGUGAUGAAUCAGCUACAAAGGUAAUAUUGUAUUAAAAUCAUGUUUAAGAUAGCUGCUUUUAUGUGUAUUUUAUAAUGCAUGCUUUUGUAAAAAACAAUGCUGAGUGAUGAAAGAUUUGUCUUAGAAAAUGUACAUCUAUGCAGAGGGUACAUUUUCUUCCAUUAAUUAUUCUGGAGAAAAAUUCACAGGUUAUAUAUAUAUGGUAUUUUCCAAAAGGACUAUUAAUAGAACCUUUUGAGAUGAAUUAGUAUAAGAAUAUUUUUUAAAUAGGCUCAUUGUCAAAUUGAUUGCAGCUUUUUUUUUAAUACAAACUGGAAAAAAACGUAAGUCAUUUGGCAUCUCCUUACAAAUAUUUUUCAUGGUUACAUUCAUUUAAAUGUUACUGCAUUUCUGAAUUUUUGCAAAAAUGUAUUUUAUCAUAAUAGAAUGGCAUUAUUAUAAAGAGUUUGAAAAAACUGACAUGGUCAAUUCAGAAAAUGAACUGAAGUCUGAAUAAGGUCGUUGCAUUUAAAACAUAUAUACACUUGACUGAUGAGGGAGGUGUGACUUUCAAUGUAUAUAGGUCUUAUAAUUCAUAAACAUAUCCUGUAUCUCAGAAUAAAAGUAUGUGUUAUAUAUUUGAAGUCAUGCAUGGUAAGGAGUGUGUUUAAAUCACUAUAAACAAUAUGCAUCAUAAAAGACCAUGCUGAUCUUGUGUAACUAAGUACUAUGAAUGAAUUGGUUGGAUUUUGAUAUUGUGCAGCUCACAUGUUUACACACUCAGUGCCCUAAUUUCCCUUGAGGGAAUCGCCUUUUAAAUGAUCCUUCCAGUGCUGUUUUAAGGUUACUUUAUCACAGAGCUCCUUGGUUUUUGACUCUGCACUUAAAUUGUUUUUUUUUUUAAAAACAUGAUAAUGGCACAUUUUUUCUAUUGCUUCUAGCUAAGGGCUUUCAGUCCACCAGUAACUAAGAUCAAACAUUAUUAAAUGUUCAUGUUACCAUCCUUCUGUAAAUACGGGAUUGUUCUUGUCAUUUAGCAUUGUACUGCUUCCAUCUGUCUUAAUGCUGGCAUUAAGAUCAUGAGCCCUUUUUCUCCAGUAGUGCAGGCUUUGAAAACUACUUUUAUUAAGUUAUUGAUGCAAUUUGAUAUUUUUCCAUAAUCUGUAUUUAAACAAAACGACAUCAUUGCAUCAUCUUUUCUAAAUUCAUCUCCAUUAAAACUUGCCUUAAGCUACCAGAUUGCUUUUGCCACCAUUAGCCAUAUUGUGUGUUUGUAUGUUUAAUUUACUUUCACAAUAAACUUCUGUGUAGUGAA
Messenger RNA from Cervus elaphus (red deer), 3066 nucleotides. RefSeq names its product core-binding factor subunit beta (gene CBFB). The record is from RefSeq and is a predicted model, not a curated record. Gene Ontology annotation, cellular component: nucleus; core-binding factor complex. The transcript is spliced from 6 exons. Gene Ontology annotation, molecular function: transcription coactivator activity; sequence-specific DNA binding. Lineage: Eukaryota; Metazoa; Chordata; Mammalia; Artiodactyla; Cervidae. Gene Ontology annotation, biological process: regulation of transcription by RNA polymerase II. Bases 288 to 836 code for a protein of 182 amino acids.